Aspergillus welwitschiae is the source of this 1464-nucleotide messenger RNA. RefSeq names its product MCT family MFS transporter. Lineage: Eukaryota; Fungi; Ascomycota; Eurotiomycetes; Eurotiales; Aspergillaceae. The record is from RefSeq and is a predicted model, not a curated record. Gene Ontology annotation, molecular function: transmembrane transporter activity. Bases 1 to 1464 code for a protein of 487 amino acids. The transcript has 3 exons. Gene Ontology annotation, biological process: transmembrane transport.
AUGGAUAGAUCAUGUCCGAUGGAGUCGAUUCAGUCAACCCAAGAAGCUAGAACCAAGUCAUCCGAGGACUAUAACUCUGCUGACAAUGGUGACUAUGAGAGCAAUGAGUCGGUCACGAAUCCCAAGUUAAGCAUUGACACCGAUGCCGCCCCAGAUGGCGGAUAUGGAUGGGUGAUUGUUGCGUGUGUGUUCUGGCUACAAGUCCACACCUGGGGAAUCAAUGGGAGUUAUGGCGUCUUCUUAUCCUACUACAUGGACAACAACAUCUACCCUGGCACGAGUUCACUCGCCUACGCCUUCAUCGGUGGCGUCGCCAUCGGCUGCGCCUACCUCAUGGCUCCCGUCACCGUGUUUCUCAUCCGCCGAUACGGCACCCACACCACAAUAAUCUCGGGUAUCAUCAUCCAAACAGCCGGACUGAUCCUCGCCUCCUUCACCACCCGCGUAUGGCAGCUCUUUAUUACUGAAGGGGUCUGCUUCGGUGUCGGCAUGGGUAUCAUCUACAUGACCUAUCUUGGCGUUCCGCCACAAUGGUUCGACAAGAAAAGCAGCGUUGCAAAUGCCAUCCCCGCAGCUGGCGCCGGAACCGGUGGCCUCAUUUACUCCCUUGGCAUUGAAGCGAUGAUCGAGAACCUCGGCCUCCCCUGGACAUUUCGAACAUUAGCCAUCGUCUCUCUGGUCGUGAACCUCGUGUGCGCCGCCUUCCUCCGCGACCGCAACAAAGCCACCGCCAGCCGCCAUGUCGCAUUCAACUUUCCUUUGCUAAAGAAAAUCGAGGUCCUGCUUUUGAUUGGUUGGGCCAUCUUCAGUACCUUUGGCUUUGUGGCCAUCAACUUCAGUCUACCCAACUUCGCAAUCUCGAUCGGAUUGACCGCGCGCCAGAGCAGUGUGGUCGGCGCGCUGCACAAUCUGGGACAGGGGAUUGGACGGCCCCUCAUUGGCUUAUUCAGUGACAGACUGGGUCGAUUGAACGUGGCGACGGCCCUGUCCCUGGUAUGUGCGGUGUUCUGUUCCGCUAUCUGGAUUCCCGCUCGGAGUAUGGCAGUGUGCUGUCUGUUCGCGGUAAUGGGAGGCAUGGUGUCGGGAACAUUCUUUGCCACAGUGGCUCCCGUGUUUGUGGAGGUGAUCGGGUUGCAGGAUUUACCUGGGGCCCUCAGUAUACUUUGGCUGGUGCUAGUAGGACCUGGUGCGGUGGGAGAGGCAAUUGCGCAAGCACUGCGACGGCCGGCAGAGGGAAUGGAGGCGUACCGGCAGGUGCAGAUCUUCGCGGGGAUGGUGUUCGUCGCGGCGGCGUUGUGUCUAUGGGUGGUGCGCGGGUGGAAGGUGCAGCAGCGGCGGCGGGGAGCUGCCACUCAUACAGCGGGGAUGUGCAAAGAGAUGGUAGAGGUGGAGGUAAGGGCAGAGAAGUCAGGGUGGAAUGUGUUGGAGUUGGCCAGAGAAAUGGUGCGGUACUCUCGUGUAUAG